Entrophospora candida is the source of this 1324-nucleotide messenger RNA. The record is from the annotation of a GenBank genome assembly. NCBI's taxonomy places the organism in Eukaryota, Fungi, Glomeromycota, Glomeromycetes, Entrophosporales, Entrophosporaceae.
ACGUUCAACAACUUAUUGGGUAUUUUGGUAUUAUGGUGAUAGUGGUGAUAGACAAUGUGGAAAUUAUUGCAUAAUAGUAUUUUCAAUAGUAGCGUUUUUAUUAUUAUGUAUAAUAUUAUGUGGAUGCCUAAAAUGUUAUUUCAUAAGACAACGUUAUAAAGAAGAUGAAAAGUAUACUGGUGAUUCAAGCAUUGAAAACGCAUUAGCUGCAGUUUGGCCUGAUCAAGCUCGUAAAGAACAAGAAGCUGCUGCUGAACUACAAAAGAAAAGAUUGAAUGAACAAUACCCACCAUUAAAAUCAUUAUCUUCAUCAUCUACCGCUUCUCCUUCAUCUCCACUAUCAUCAAAUCAUGAUAACAAUCCACCUCCAGCUUACGGCGAUGAAACCGUAGGCGAUGAACCAAAUUUUUUUCAUAAUCUUAGACGUCGAAGCCCAUUCCAGGCUGUAAGAUAUGCUAAUAAAUUUUCAAAAGAUCAUCCACCAUUUGAAGCUUUACCACCCCCUGAACAUAUGAAUUACCUUAAAGAUACUGGUAUAAACGCAUGGAAAUUUUCUGACGAUAAUUUAAUAAGAGCAAACAUUAUCAGUAUAUUAAAUGACAGAGGAAAUGUGAUAAGAUUCAAUCAAAAAUUAGAUGCUAUGGUACAAACUAAUUAUCCAUUAGUAGAAUUAUACGAUAGUGAUAAUAGUAGCAGUAGCAACAAUAAUGUUGUCCAUAAAAUCGUACCAAAACCAUCUCAAGCUCAUCUAUUAAGUAGUGAUAAUCAACAUCAAGACUUAUCAUUGGCACCUCCACCUUACGAAUUACCUUCAACUUCUGCUCUUGGCAAACCUGGCAAAUGGUUUUAUUAUUACGAAGUUACAAUACGUUCUAAUCCUAAUAAAAAAGAUACAACAAUUGCAAUUGGUUUGGCAACAAAACCUUAUCCUAAUUAUAGCAUUCAUUCAGUAGGUUAUCAUUCAAAUAAUGGAAAUAAAUUUCAUAAUGAGUCAUUUGCUGGCAGAGAAUACGGUGAAAAAUGGGGCGACGAAGGCGACACGAUAGGAUGUGGAUAUUAUCCUAAUACUGGUUAUGUGUUUUUUACAAAAAAUGGCAAAUUUCAAGAAAUUGCAUUCACUGGAUUAUUUCAUAUCUGGUUUCCAACAAUUGGUACAGAUGGCGAAUGCACUAUGGAAAUAAAUUUCGGAGAUAAUAAUGGAAAAGAAUUUGUGUAUCAAGAAGCCAUUGGUAUGAGUGUAUGUGGACCUAUUAAUAAUGAAAUAAUAUCAAAUGAAAAUGAAUUACAUAUUAGUAAAGUCGAGAAAAAUAAUUAUAAUUUGUAA